UUUUCUUUACGUAUUAUUGCAGAGACUUUGAGAAAAUACCCACCUGUUUCAUUAUUGAAUCGCACUUGUACUAAAGAAAUAGUUCUACCGACAACGAACAUUCACUUGCCAAAGGGGACAUUAAUAACUAUACCGGUAUUUGGACUGCAUCGAGAUCCAUCAAUAUAUCCAGAUCCAGAUAAAUUUGAUCCUGAACGAUUUAACAGAGACAAAGUAGCAGAAAGGCAUCCUUAUGCUUAUUUGCCAUUCGGGGAAGGCCCACGAAACUGCAUUGGUAGGGACAUGAAUUAAAUUAUUAUUGCAUUUCAUUUAUACAGAAUG
Messenger RNA from Wasmannia auropunctata (little fire ant), 321 nucleotides. Its product is annotated as probable cytochrome P450 6a13. NCBI's taxonomy places the organism in Eukaryota, Metazoa, Arthropoda, Insecta, Hymenoptera, Formicidae. Gene Ontology annotation, molecular function: monooxygenase activity; iron ion binding; oxidoreductase activity, acting on paired donors, with incorporation or reduction of molecular oxygen. The transcript has a single exon. The annotation marks the transcript as partial. The record is from RefSeq and is a predicted model, not a curated record.